AUGGCAGGAAGAGAGAAACUUUCGAUCAAAAGCAAUGCUACCGACGAGGCGCCUUCGAAACGAAUCACCAGAAAUAAAAGCCCGGCGAGGAAAAACAGAAGCCCUGCCAAAAGCCCGGGAAGGCCCAAGAGCCCGGGGAGGCCCAAGAGCCCAGGAAGGCCAAAGAGCCCCGCAAGGACGAAAAGCGAUGCUAGCCCAUCGAGAACCACCAAAGGCAGGCCCCCUACGCCGACGAGAACGAGCCGAAUCACAACUAGAAGUCCCGGUAGACCUAGGAACGCGUCGCCCGUCGAAAGACCCGUGCAAAAUUCCUUGCGGAGAUCGCCCGGAAGGUUGGCCAAAGAAGCUUCGACAGAUAAAGAAAAAGAAUCUGUUAUCAAAAAACCCAAGCUCGUUAUCGAUAUAGAGAGCGAUACCGAUUCUGAUAACGGGGAUGUGGAAUACAUGCCGGAAGUCAAAGAAAAACCCAAAGCUACUGUCAGAGGUCGCACAAGACGUGCAGAUUCUAAGACUCAUGAAGUGGAGAAACCGCUGUUGAACAAUGAUUCGGGCUUGUUUAGACGGUUCACUCGGUCGUCUCAGAACAAGGAAGUGGAACGUGUUGUUCACGUACAACAUUUCGAUGCCCUAAGUAACAAACGCCUCGGUGAAUUCUCGGACGAAGAUGAGAUAGAGAAGAAGCAAACGGAAUACAUCAACAACAAGCAAUUGAUCGAAUUCAACAAAAAUUGCGGCGCCUCGUUGUUAAUACCGGCCAUACCUCUAACGGUGCUCGCUUUGUAUACGUUUUGUGCUCGUACCGAAAGCAACGGUUUGCCCGAUUUGGCAAAAUUCAAAUCGUUUUCUGCAUUUUUCGAUGUGAAAUCCGCCGUGUGGUUGAUUGCCUAUUACUUGAUUUUGGCCAUUUUUACUGCUAUACCAACGGGCGGGUUUAAGGUGAGCGGGCCACCCAACAAGUACGGUAAAUUCGAUUACGUGCUAAACGGAUUUCUCAGUUUCGUCGUGUUUUUGCUCAUAUUCGGCGGGUUCCAGUACAAAAAAAUCGACGUGGCUGGAUAUUUCAUCGAUCACGUUUUCCAGAUUUUACUUUCUUCCAUAUUGUUUGGUUUUGUCAUAUCCGUUUGCGCUUACGUAAGAAGUUUCUACGUGCCGAUUAGCGCGCUUAAUACGUACGCCGUGGGAAAAGGGUCUCUGUAUGGAUUCUUCAUUGGCAGAGAAUUAAACCCGAGGGUGUUUUCCCUGGUGGAUUUGAAACUGCUGUUCUUCAGGGCAACGAUCAUUGCGACUAUCCUCAUCGACUUCGCUUACGUAUUCAAAUCGGUGGAGUCCAAAAUUUUCAUAGUAGUCACCGACAACACGUUAGUCGUCAAUCCCAAAUUGCUGACCCUUAAUCCUACCCUGUACGUUUUCGCCGCCCUCCACGUCUAUUAUUUCCUCGAUUCGCUCCUGUUCGAAUCGUCCUGGUUGACUUCCUUCACCAAUCAACAGGAGGGCUUCGGCUACUUGUUGACCAUUUCCUAUUCAGUGGCGCCGUUUUUCCACACGAUUUCGACCAAGUACGUUGCGGAACAGAAGGUGGAAUUGCCCGUAUGGCAGUUGGUACUCGCCAGCGUCAUCUACGCCACUGGGUUGUUUAUUUACAGAUGUAGUAACAAUCAGAAGGGGUACUUUAGAAGGAAUCCGUACAGUUCGUCUUUGACAAAUCUAGAGACGAUGCCGACCGCUCAAGGCAAAAAGCUAAUAGUAUCCGGUCUCUGGGGUUGCGUGAGACAUCCGAACUACCUGGGGGAUAUCUUAAUCCAUCUUUCGUGGGUUCCGUUCGUGAAGUUAGCUCUUCCGUUAGUCCCCAUUUGCAUUACGAUUUUGAUGUUGGUGCAACGGACGUGGAGGGACAACGCUCAUUGUACGCUCAAGUACGGGGCGGCUUGGGACAGGUAUCGAAACAGGGUCAAGUACACUCUGGUUCCUCGUGUGUUUUAA
Messenger RNA from Phyllotreta striolata, 1980 nucleotides. The record is from the annotation of a GenBank genome assembly. NCBI's taxonomy places the organism in Eukaryota, Metazoa, Arthropoda, Insecta, Coleoptera, Chrysomelidae.